Molecule: messenger RNA, 3522 nt
Organism: Brassica napus (rape)
Lineage: Eukaryota; Viridiplantae; Streptophyta; Magnoliopsida; Brassicales; Brassicaceae
Product: myrosinase 4
Exons: 13
Coding region: 1340-2872 (510 amino acids)
Biological process (GO): carbohydrate metabolic process
Molecular function (GO): beta-glucosidase activity
Source: RefSeq, a predicted model, not a curated record
AGAAUUUCAAGUGAGGUUGCUAUUUUCUGGCAUGAAGAUCAUUAUGUGUCUUCCCAGCCAUGCGUAUAAAAUAUUUGUUCAUGCUUAUGGCUAAACCCAAGCACUUGUGAAGAAACAUGUUCAAAGAGAAGAAGACAUCCUUCUAUGAAGCAGUCUAAUUGUUUAAAACUUUCAUUUAUAUAUAUGUGUGUAUAUAUAAAUGUUUUUUAUAGAUUUCAGCCUACCAAAUUAAUGAACUUUCAUUUCACCUAUUCAAACUAAUACAUAUAUAUUAUAUGUUGUAUAUCAUAUGAGAAUUUAUUAUAACAUAUAUUGUGCAGAUUAUUCUUAUAACACAUAAGUAAAAAUAAUAAGUAUAAUUAUCUAAAAUUUAAUCAAAAUAAUCAUACGUGAUAUUCAGUUUUAAACCUAUUUCGAAUACAAUACUAUUAUGAGCUCAUAUCAAAUCAAUAAUUUACUCAAUUAUAAAUCAUUUGACUGCUAUGUAUAUGCAAAAACAAUAGUUUAUAGAUGAUUAAAUAACCUGAACAUUUUUUUUCCUAUUGCAAAAGUAUACCCUUGAUCGAAGAUUAAAAUAUAUGGUGCAAAAUUUUGAAAUUUACUUUCAAAAUAACUAAAAAUAAGUUUACAUAUUUGAAUUCACUAAUUCCUAUUGAAACUUACUUUUAAAACAAAACUAACUUCAACAUAAUACAAGCAAUAAAUUUGAUUUAGAUAUUUAUUUACUAUAAAACGAGAAUAUCAUGUUCGUAGAUGUUAUAAUAAUAGUUAAACGUUAAUUAUACUAAUACAGUCCCUUAGAAUAGGGUUUGAAGUUUUGUAUUCGACAAUUCAUAUUUUGCUUAGGAAACAAAGAUUGGUGCAUUUAUGAGUAGUAUACAUUGCAUUAACGUAACCUGAAUCAGAACCUCGUUAAGAAAUCUUGUCAAUCGAAUUGCACAAUAGAUGGUACGGAGUCUUAGAUCCGAUUAAAAAAUUACAAUAUUAACUAUAGCUAAGAAGCAUAUAUUCUGAAGCUUAUAUGUACAGGUAUAUAUCUUGUGGAGCUCUGUAUGCGUAUUAUACACAUAUAAGAGAAUUAUGAUGAGCAUGCCGUAGAACUCCAUUAAUUAUCUAUUUGUUUAUUAAGGGAUAUAUUAUUUUUUAUUAGAAAACAAGACAGCGUGAGGUGGAGAACAUGCAUGCAAGAUCAAAUUGAAGUCAUAUAUAUUUACGUAACAAGUUUACUUGAAACCCAUGCAAGUCCCAUGCACUCAAACCCUUCUAUAUAAACCCCUCCAAGUUCAUCAUCCAGUCAUAAUCAAAUUAGCCAUUACACAAACUACAAAGUCUCUCAACCAUGGCAAUUCCAAAAGCUCACUACUCUCUAGCCAUCCUUGUCAUUCUCUUUGUCGUUUCAAAUAGCCAAAAUGCCUGCAAUCCAGAAUGCAAGGCUAAAGAACCCUUCAACUGCGAUAAUUCUCUUACCUUCAACCGAACUGGAUUUCCAAAGAACUUUACUUUCGGUGCGGCUACUUCCGCCUACCAGAUCGAGGGUGCUGCACAUAGAGCCCUUAAUGGAUGGGACUACUACACUCAUAGAUAUCCAGAAAGGGUUCCAGAUCGCAGCUCCGGAGACGUUGCUUGUGAUUCCUAUGACCUUUACAAGGAGGAUGUCAAGUUACUGAAAAGAUUGAAAGUUCAAGCAUACCGACUCUCCAUAGCCUGGUCAAGGGUCUUACCAAAGGGAAGACUGACUGGAGGAGUGGACGAGAACGGGAUAACAUACUACAACAAUCUCAUUAACGAGUUAAAAGCUAAUGGCAUAGAGCCAUUUGUGACUAUAUUUCAUUGGGAUGUUCCCCAAACUCUAGAAGACGAGUACGGAGGCUUCUUAAGCCCACGUAUAGUAGAGGACUUCAAGAACUAUGCGGAGCUUCUAUUCCAAAGAUUCGGAGACAGAGUCAAGUUUUGGAUCACUCUAAACCAGCCUUACUCUCUCUCAUCCAAAGGUUAUGGAGAUGGAUCAUAUCCACCGGGAAGGUGCACUGGCUGUGAAUUUGGAGGUGAUUCAGGAACCGAACCUUAUAUAGUCACGCAUCACCAACUUCUAGCCCAUGCAGAAGCGGUAUCUCUAUACCGAAAAAGAUAUCAGAAAUUUCAAGGUGGUAAGAUAGGAACGACCUUGAUCGGGAGAUGGUUUGCCCCGCUAAACGAAACUAGCGAUCUAGACCAGGCUGCUGCAAAACGAGCAUUCCAAUUCUUCGUUGGAUGGUUCUUGGAUCCAUUGGUGUACGGAGAAUAUCCAAGGAUAAUGAGAGAACUCGUUGGAGACAGAUUGCCAAAAUUCACACCUCAAGAAUCAGAUUUAGUUAAAGGAUCACUUGAUUUUCUAGGGCUGAACUAUUAUGUUACACAAUAUGCAAGCGACGCACCUCCUCCUCCUCAGACACAGCCUAGCGUCUUAACCGAUCCACGAGUUACUCUUGGAUAUUAUCGCAAUGGAGUACCUAUCGGUGUUGAGUCUCCAAGCUUUGUCUACUAUCCUCCAGGGUUCCGUCAGAUUCUAAAUCAUAUCAAAGACAACUACCAAAACCCACUUACCUACAUCACCGAAAACGGAGUUGCUGAUUAUGGAAACUUAACGGUAGCAAAUGCUCUUGCCGAUAACGGACGAAUUCAAAAUCAUUGCAGCCAUCUUUCAUGUCUCAAAUGCUCCAUCGAGGAUGGUUGCAACGUAGCAGGUUAUUUUGCUUGGUCAUUGAUGGACAAUUAUGAAUUUGGAAAUGGUUACACUCUCCGGUUUGGUAUGAAUUGGGUCAAUUUCACUAAUCCUGCUGAUCGAAGACAAAAAGAUUCUGGGAAAUGGUAUUCUAGGUUCGUCGCAAAAUAAGGGGAAUUGAUAGACAAAAAUCAACCCAUAUGUAUUCAACCUUUAAUCCAUUAAGUACUGGACAAUAUAAAUUAUUUUCUUCAACUUAUAAAAGCUUAUGUGCUGUGUGUUGUUAAUAAUGUUGUAAUAAUUGGACCUUAACUCUUGGCCAAAUCAUAAAUAAAUAAAAACAUUUAUACGACGUGCUUUGUAUUUAUAGCUUGUACUUUGUUUUAUUUACCUUUCCCAAGCAUAACAUCUCACAUGCUCUCUUUUUGUUUUGGUAAAAACUACGAGAUGCUCUUAUUUGAUCAUUACAACAUUUUUUAACAAAAUAGCCAAACCAAAGAUAUAAUAUCUAACUUAAGCGCCAAAUCAUAUUAUUUUGUGUUGUUUUACUCCUCUCAUUUAUUUUCAGCUUUUAGAAAAUAUUAUUUUACCCGACCACAGAAACGUCACACAUAGCUUCUCCAUUAUUUCCAGACAUGAAAUAUGGAGGUGAAAAUAGUGUACCAAAAGUUUGUCAUGCUAGUAAUAUUAAUUGAUUGUAUAAGCUGCAUCCGUCCCGAAAUACUAAUGAUGUUAGGGGUUUUCAAGCUCCUAAGACAAAUGUUGUAGUAUAGUGAUUGUCGAACCAGUUCUGAGGGAUAUCAAAGCACUGAGAAUGCAAG